AUGCACGUAAAUAAGAGAAUCGGUCGCUUCAAGCAAUGGGCGGGAGAGCGCAUGGGUGGUGAGGCCAAGACGUGUCAGUCAGAUGAUUUCAAGGCUAUGGAGACGGAGAUGGGCGUGCGCCAUGAAGGUGUUGAUCACAUUCACAAGUCUAUGACUGCCUACGUCAAGGCCAUCUCGAAGCGCACCGAGGGAGACGAUAAGGAAAAGACCCUGCCAAUUGCGCACCUCGGAAGCAGCAUGGUCAGCCACGGAGAGGACUUUGAUGGAAAUUCCGAAUACGGGCAAUGCCUGAUCAUGUUUGGAAGGACCGAGGAGCGUAUUGCCCGCAUCCAAGAGAGCUACAUUACACAGGCGACUUCGAGCUGGCUUGAGUCCCAAGAGAGGUCUCUCACUCAAAUGAAAGAAUACCAACAGGCUCGCAAGAAGCUGGACAGCCGACGACUGGGAUACGACACUUCGCUUUCCAAGAUGGAAAAAGCCAAGAAGGAGGAUUUCCGGGUGGAGGAGGAGCUUCGCAACCAAAAAGUCAAAUAUGAGGAAGCCAACGACGAAGUGCUUCGCCGUAUGCAGGAUAUCAAGGAGUCGGAAGUUGAUAGCGUCAUGGAUCUGGGCGCCUUUUUGGAUGCCCAGCUGGAAUACCAUGACCGGUGCCGAGAAGCACUUCUGCAGCUGAGGAAUGAAUGGCCUGGCGGGUCCGGUCAAGGCCCAGCGCCACGUCGUCCCACACGAGCUCGCUCCAAUACUGCACAUUCAUACCAGGAGCGGUAUGAGCCCGUGCAGGAAGAGAUGACGAGUGCCGUGGAGAGCCGGCCCACUAUCCGGCCGACUAGGACGCUGUCGUCCAACUUGGCAGACACUUUCCCGAGAGAAGCCCAGAGAGAAGUCCAACCUGCCAGCAAUGCCUACUCCCGUCCGGUUCUGAGCCGAGUCCCCACUUUUGAAGGCCCGACUCAGCUUCGACAGGAACAAUCCCCUGUCGCAUCGCAGUGGAUCCAACGAACGACCAGCGAAACCCUCAACAACCGACGCAAUAGCACGUAUCUGAACACUCGAGCCGCUGAUCCAUAUGCCGAUUCUGAAGUUAGCUCCUACGGUUCGUAUGGUCGCUCCAGCCCGGAACGUAUGUAUGGAGAUCGAUCAUGCUCCCCGGCUACGUCCCAUGGCAGUAGUGUGGCCUCGCGACAACCCAGUUCCACAGCAUUGAAUGCGUCCCAUCUGAGCAAGAAAGCCCCUCCACCACCUCCCCCGUCUCGUGCCAAGAAGCCUCCUCCACCCCCCACCGCCGAUGAAGCGUAG
Penicillium longicatenatum is the source of this 1296-nucleotide messenger RNA. RefSeq lists its product as uncharacterized. Gene Ontology annotation, molecular function: protein binding. The transcript is spliced from 4 exons. NCBI's taxonomy places the organism in Eukaryota, Fungi, Ascomycota, Eurotiomycetes, Eurotiales, Aspergillaceae. Bases 1 to 1296 code for a protein of 431 amino acids. Gene Ontology annotation, cellular component: cytoplasm. The record is from RefSeq and is a predicted model, not a curated record.